Nannizzia gypsea CBS 118893 is the source of this 957-nucleotide messenger RNA. Its product is annotated as thiamine pyrophosphokinase. Gene Ontology annotation, molecular function: 8-oxo-dGDP phosphatase activity. NCBI's taxonomy places the organism in Eukaryota, Fungi, Ascomycota, Eurotiomycetes, Onygenales, Arthrodermataceae. The coding region runs from base 1 to 957 and encodes 318 amino acids. The transcript has 2 exons. The record is from RefSeq and is a predicted model, not a curated record.
AUGGGGAAGAGUAACCUUGAUCUCGUCAAUGAAUGUGAUGUAUUCCCGUACUAUCACGAUGACCCCGCGGUAUACAAGAGAUACAGAGAAAGAUACCAUGAAUUCAAGAUCACAGGCUACGAACAGACCUUUGGACUUGUUCUCAAUUCCAUAGUGGACAAGUUCCCCUGGCCAAAGGAAAGCUGGAAGGUCGAUAGCGAGGCAAAGACGGUUACUUUGCUUGCGCCGGCGAACGCUACGGAACCACAACGAAGCGCCCUCCUAGCGCAGACGCUGGAGAUCGGCGCAAAAAGCGGGAAGAUAGAUGUUCUUAAGGGCUGGAGGAACGAGCUAUACCCCAUCUACGGCCCAAAGAAAGAGCUGGUUGCCAGCGUGGAGCGGGCGGGGAGCAGUCUGUUCGGCAUCCUGAGCUAUGGAGUCCAUAUGACCGUCUACACCAAGGACGAGCAGAAGGGUAUCAUGAUAUGGGUGCCCAGGCGAGCCAGGACUAAGCAGACAUACCCAGGUAUGCUAGACAAUACCGUUGGCGGUGGCAUAGCUACUGGAGAGCCGCCAUUUGAGAGUCUAGUCCGUGAAGCCAUGGAGGAAGCCUCGUUGCCUGAAAACAUUGUUCGACGAGACACCAGGUCCUGCGGAUGCAUAACGUACACUUAUGUCCGGGACGAGCGAGCUGGUGGGGAGACAGGUCUGCUGCAGCCAGAGUGCGAGUAUGUCUACGAUCUGCAGCUCGACCCCAGCGUCGUACCAAAACCAUGCGAUUCCGAAGUAGAGGAUUUCCGAUUAUGGAGCGUCGACGAAGUAAAGGAAGCGAUGUCAAAUGGCGAAUUCAAGCCUAAUUGCGCCCUUGUUCUCAUAGAUUUCUUUAUCAGACAUGGUCUCCUCACGCCGGAGAACGAGAAGGACUAUCUAGAAAUACUCGCCAGGAUACAUCGUCGUCACGAAUUCCCGACAGUCUAG